AAAAUAAAGUGAAAGUAGAAUUUCUUGUAAACAUUCGGUAUGGCGUCUCGAAGUUUAUCAGAUUCGGACUCAGAACCCGAUGAUGCACUACACAUUGGAUUUAACAAUGAUGAACCAGACUCUGACCAACCUCCCACGAAAAAGAAAAAAGUGGAGAAUGCGGGCUUGUACAACGCUUUCUCAGCCAGGAUGAUGGCAAAGAUGGGCUACAAGGAAGGCCUAGGUCUCGGUAAGGAGCAACAGGGACGAGUAGAAAUCGUGGAGGCUUCCAACCAGAGAGGGAGGCGGGGUCUGGGUCUAAAGAUCAAAGGACUGGAACCAUCGCAGGAAGUGGACUGGGAAUUUGAGACAGAAGAGAUUAUUGAAAAAGAAGAUGUAUCUUGGAUUCCAACUUGUGCUGAACCUGUUCCCAGCAUUGAAAUAUUGAGAGGAUGGAAACAUAUUGGACAGAAAAAAUUAACUAUAGAUGAUGAGGCAGAAUUUUGUGAUGAAGAUGUUCUAUCAGCUAUUUUAAACAGCAAGAAUGUCUUUGAUGAGUUGGAGCCAGAGGAAAUGAGAAGAGCUCGAACACGAUCAAAUCCAUAUGAAACAAUCAGAGGCGUGUUUUUUCUCAACCGAGCAGCUGUCAAAAUGGCUAAUAUGGAUUCAAUGUUUGAUUUCAUGUUUACUUCACCAAAGGAUACCAGUGGUAGACCCAUGCUGAAGCCAUCAGAUAUCUUGUUUUUUGCUGAUAUCUGUGCUGGUCCUGGUGGAUUUAGUGAGUAUGUUCUAUGGAGAACCAAAGGAGAUGCCAAAGGCUUUGGGUUUACCCUGAAAGGUCCAUGUGACUUUAAGCUGGAGGAUUUCUUUGCUGGUCCCCCUGAAAUGUUUGAGCCUCACUAUGGUGUGGGAGGGAUUGAGGGGGAUGGGGAUAUUUUUAAACCUGAGAACCAGGAAGAGUUUAUCAAAUUUGUCAAAGAAAACACGGACAACAAAGGUGUCUACUUUGUGAUGGCAGAUGGGGGGUUCUCAGUUGAAGGACAGGAAAACAUUCAGGAGAUUUUGUCCAAACAGCUUUAUCUCUGUCAGUUUUUAGUAGCCAUAUCCAUUCUCAGACCAGGUGGUCACUUCGUGUGUAAGUUAUUUGACCUCUUCACCCCAUUCAGUGUUGGGUUAAUCUACCUAAUGUACAGAAUAUUUCACAAAGUCUGUAUAUGUAAACCAGUCACCAGCAGGCCAGCAAACUCUGAGAGGUAUAUAGUUUGCCAGGGUCUCCGUGGCGAUAGUGACCCAGUCAGACAAUACAUGCAUGAGAUCAACCUAGAUUUAAAUCGUCUCCAGGUUUCUACGUCAACACAAGAUGUCUGUGGGAUAGUCCCUAUGGAGGAUCUCCAUGCUGAUCAGUGUUUCUUUAAUUAUAUGUACGAAUCCAAUGUAAAACUUGGUAAGAUGCAGAUUUCAGGCUUAAAGAAAAUUCAAGCCUUUGUUCAAAACUCACAGCUGUACGAGACCAGACAGGCAGAUGUGAGGAGUGAUUGUCUAAAGAGAUGGAAUCUCCCAGAUGAAGUGAGGAAAGCUCCCACAAAAUCAAAUCCCAAAGUCAAGUUUGAGGCUCUCACUGAGGGUGAUGAUGUGGAUUUUGUUUCGCACACAAUUGAAGAUCUUUGUCCCGACACACUCACAAAUAUCAAGACUCCAUAUAAUUAUCGCUGUUAUGUUAUUGGAAACCAAGAACGAAAACGAUGGUAUCUUCUAGGUCUAGGGAGGUCACAUGUGUUCAAAUGGGAUGGAAAUCCGUACUCAAGAUGGAGGAAAUUAGAGGAAGAUAACAUUCGAGUUGAACUCCCGACAGAUACACUGAUAGAGGUGGAAAUUGUGCAGGAGAUGAAAGGGGAGGGAUCAGGACAAAGAAGAAUGAUGACCUUACAUGCCCUGGAUGCCAUGUUUCUGUAUGGUAAAGAUGUCCGCAGUUUGACUUUCAGAGACAGAGUUGAGAAGCUGAGGAAGUUUUUACAGUGUAUUACCAAACCGACCCGACCCAAUCUGACCCAGAUCAUUGUCCCGUACAUCUAUAGGCUGGAGGAGGUGCACCAGGUGUUUGACAGAUUGGAGUUUCGGCGAGUUAAAGGCUCAGCUAAUCCCAGGCUGUGUUACAGUCCACCAGACAGAAUGGAUGGACGGUGCUUCCUGCCGUCUGGACUCUGUAUCAUAAAAAUUGUCAAAGAUCCAUGGACAAUGGCUUUAAGUAAAUCAGCCAAUCAAAAGUACUUUUACAACAUACACACAAAGGAGUCCACAUUCCACUGUCCUCCAUCAAGUGUGGCACACUGCAGUGAUUGCAAGAAAUCAAGUUACAUUUGGAAAUUUGAGGAGGGUGUAAAGAUUCAUCCAGACCAGACAUUCUCAGCCAACCCCAAAAAAAUCUCCAAGGACAAUUUCUUAGACUACAUAAAUAUGUUGACCCCUCGGUGACCUCUCAGUGGCAUUGCUGCCAUUUCAUCAGCCUCCAUUUCACUUCACUCGUAUCAGAAUCAUCAGGAAUGUUCAACCUUAAUGAACAAAACAUUUGUUGUUCUUAUACAUGUUUGUACUACAUACAUAAACAAUUGUUGAUGAAUUA
Molecule: messenger RNA, 2599 nt
Organism: Saccostrea echinata
Lineage: Eukaryota; Metazoa; Mollusca; Bivalvia; Ostreida; Ostreidae
Product: cap-specific mRNA (nucleoside-2'-O-)-methyltransferase 1-like
Exons: 22
Coding region: 40-2451 (803 amino acids)
Biological process (GO): 7-methylguanosine mRNA capping
Cellular component (GO): cytoplasm; nucleus
Molecular function (GO): protein binding; methyltransferase cap1 activity; nucleic acid binding
Source: RefSeq, a predicted model, not a curated record